AUGAAGGGCUUCAGACAAAGAGUGCAUGAGCAGUUGUCGAGGGCGAAGGACGCAAACAAAUCUUCCAAAAAGAAGGACUCCUCCCAUUCGAACUCGGCUCAGAAUCAAGCCCCCCUGGGCAUCCACCAUGGCCAACAAUCCUCCUCCCCCAACCAUGGCACCCCGACUUCGUCGACAACGUCCGUGAACGAUACCAGGGGAAAGUCUCCGGAUAAUGCGUCGCAGGCAGGGCCCUACCCCCCAGCGACUCCCACCAAACAAGGGCAGGUUGCCCCCAGUGUGAUUAUCAGCCCCAGUGCGCCGCAUGUCCCUCCUCCUGGUGCCGCCGAGACCAUGCCCGGCGAUCUGGCUCCCCCCAGAAAGUCCCACGUCUUCGAUCGCCUCCAGACAACGCCAAAAGAUAUGUCGGAAGGAAUCCGCACCCCGAAACGCCAGCACUCCUCCCGCUUUGAUAUCUCCGACCAGCGUCAGAGGGAACUGGAGAAGCUGCCGGGCUUCCACGAAGUGCCCCCCAAUCGUCGCCAAGAUCUCUUCAUGCAGAAGAUCGAUCAAUGCAACAUCAUCUUCGACUUCAACGAUCCCACCGCAGACAUGAAGUCCAAGGAAAUUAAGAGACUGGCGCUCCAUGAGCUCCUAGACUAUGUCGCCAAUAACCGCUCGGUCAUCACGGAACCCAUGUAUCCCCGCGUCGUGGAGAUGUUUGCCAAGAACCUGUUUCGACCGAUCCCACCGCCCGUCACACCUCAGGGCGAGGCCUUCGAUCCCGAGGAGGAUGAACCGGUCUUGGAAGUGGCCUGGCCCCAUAUCCAAGUCGUCUAUGAGUUCUUCUUGCGAUUCAUUGAGAGCCAGGAUUUCAACACCAAUAUCGCCAAGGCAUAUAUCGAUCAUCACUUCGUGCUACAGCUAUUGGAGUUGUUUGACUCGGAAGAUCCUCGGGAGCGUGAUUUUCUCAAGACCACGUUGCACCGCAUUUACGGAAAAUUCCUGAAUCUGCGGUCGUACAUACGCCGAUCCAUCAAUAAUGUCUUCUUCCAGUUCACCUAUGAGACCGAGCGAUUCAACGGUAUUGCGGAAUUACUUGAGAUCUUGGGUUCGAUCAUCAACGGUUUCGCCCUGCCCCUCAAGGAGGAACACAAGCUCUUCUUGACCCGCGUCUUGCUUCCUCUGCACAAGGUCAAGAGUCUCAGCAUGUAUCAUCCCCAACUGGCCUAUUGCAUCGUUCAAUUUCUUGAAAAGGACGCCUCCUUAACAGAAGAGGUUGUUCUUGGCUUGUUGCGCUACUGGCCCAAGGUGAACAGCACCAAGGAGGUCAUGUUCCUCAACGAGGUGGAAGAUAUCUUCGAAGUGAUGGACCCACAAGAGUUCGCCAAAGUGCAAGAACCGUUGUUCCAACAGCUGGCCAAGUCUGUCGCCAGCCCACACUUUCAGGUUGCCGAACGUGCCCUCUAUUUCUGGAACAAUGAAUAUUUCUGCAACCUGGUCAGCGACAAUGUCGAGACCAUUCUGCCGAUCAUGUUCCCACCGUUGUUCGAGAAUUCCAAGGGCCAUUGGAACCGCACCAUCCAUAGCAUGGUCUAUAAUGCCAUGAAAAUGUUCAUGGAAAUUAACCCCCAGCUCUUUGACGAAUGCUCUCAUGAAUAUAAUGAACGGCAGAACACCGCCGAACAGCGUGAGCAGGCCCGCAAAGACCGUUGGGAAAAGCUGGCAGAACAGGCCAAAGAACGCAAGAAUGGCGUUCCGCCACCGCCCGCUCCCGCGGUUGAUGUGCCGCUGCAAAUCGACGAGGUGGACUCGAUCACCCAGGACAGCCAGAAACGCCUGCAUGCGUUGAAACUCGACGAGACUGGAUCGUCCAAGGAGCGAAGGGGUUCGACGGUAAGUUCUACCGCUUGA
Messenger RNA from Aspergillus terreus NIH2624, 1893 nucleotides. Its product is annotated as protein phosphatase 2A regulatory subunit RTS1. The transcript has 8 exons. The coding region runs from base 1 to 1893 and encodes 630 amino acids. Lineage: Eukaryota; Fungi; Ascomycota; Eurotiomycetes; Eurotiales; Aspergillaceae. Gene Ontology annotation, biological process: signal transduction. Gene Ontology annotation, cellular component: protein phosphatase type 2A complex. Gene Ontology annotation, molecular function: protein phosphatase regulator activity. The record is from RefSeq and is a predicted model, not a curated record.